GUCGUUUAAAUUAUUUCACCUUUUUUUAUUCACCUUUAUUAUUUUUUAUAUUGUUACAUUUUAAUACAACUUUUUAAUUCUAAUUCAACAAUUUUUAUUUUUAUUUUUGAAAAUGGGCGCGGGUUGGGCAAUUUCAGUGUUCCGUUCCUUUCUCAACUAUGUUCUCCUCUUGCCCACUCUCCUAAUAUGCGUAGCACUAACGCUAUUUCUCACCAACAUAUUCAUCUCCUACUACUUCCAGCCAUCACGCACAGGUAGCAGCAGCAACAGUCGUUCAGGAACCCACAAACAAACAAUAACCCCGCCAGUAACCCGCAUCCCACGGCUCCAAUUCGCCAGCAAGCUGCCACGCGCCCUACUCACGUCAAUUCUACCCUCAGAGUACACCAAGGACACUUGGGAGCCGCCCACCGUGCGUGAGCUCCAACAGGGCAGCCCACAGCUGGCACAAGGAGUCGGGGUUGUGCUGGACUUGGUUGUGCGGGAUUUUGUCAGCAAAUGGUUUGGAGAGAUCUCAGCGGAUCCGGGGUUUGCCAGGUGCGUCCUGGCGCAGAUCUCCGCAGCCCUGGGGUGUUUGACCGAGAGAGUUAUGGGUGCUGUGGAUUUGGCAGAGUUCAUUGUUGGCGGUGCAUUGCCACUGUUCACCGCGCAUCUGAAGGGCGAAGGCGCGCACCCGGCAUUAAGUGGAUCCACCACGGACAGUCAAGCAGAGGGCAGUGGUGGUGAGGACAGUGAGGAGGCGGUGAAACGCAGGGUGAUGGCGCAUAUUCGGCGCACGGUGGACCUGGUAUUACCCUUGGUGCUGCCGGCUGAGCAGCUGUACGCGCCGCACCGCGUCAUUGUGCGCGAGCUCAUGACUGGAUCCCUGCUAACCCCGAUCCUAAUGAUGUUGGCGGACCCGGAUACCCUGAACCAGCUGGUAGACGGACAGUUGGAAAAAAUGAUCCGCGAACAGGACAUGGUCAACGAGCUGCGCGGGGUGCUCGACCAGCAGCAACCGAUCACCCAUGGGUCCGAGGGGGAUCCUGCAGACGCUCAGGACGACAACGUGCGGUCCUACGAGGAAUUCAUGGCGGUCAUCGACCGCUGCCAAGAUGUCUUUGAAUUGGAGCGCAUCAGCGAGGACAUCCUGGCGCAAAUCCGCAAGCGCCGCAUCCUGAUCAUGGGCCAGAACAAAGACGACAUAGUCCACGGAAUGCGCGUCGGCGACAUCAUCGUGUAUAUUAACCGGUUGUACGUGGCUAAAAAAAAGGCCGAGCGUCGGAUACAGAUGCUCUCCACUGGAAGUCCCCUGCAGCCAGCGCAGCCGGCGCGCCCACCCGUGUCGGCUCCACUGUUGCCGCUGCCGUUGCCGUUGCAGAUUCCAAGUGUGCCGGGCUCGUUGUCGCGGCGCACCGGCGGUGGAUCGCGGGUGUCCGCCUACUACGAGCACCGCGAUGAUCCGACGAAACUCGGCCCGCCGCAAUUCACACUCCGGGAGAUCCUCACCAACAGCUCAUCGCUUUCCGCCUUUGCCGAAUACAUGGAUCUGAUCGGCUGCCGGUUUCUCCUGGAGUUCUGGAUCAAUGUCGAGGGCGUCCGCCACCCACUUCCCGCCCUCCUCCCGCGGAUCAUUGCGUCGCUGUGGAAAACCUACUUCACCUUGCGCGUCGACGAACUGGUUGCAGCCACCACCGCCGGCACCGGCGGAGACCUUGUUGGCGAAGCAAUAUCGAGGGUGCAGAGGUUUUUGAAGCCCCGGAGACGCGCCCAGGGCGAAGUUGAUCUGGACCUGGAUGGGUUGACGGCGCAGGCAAUCGGGCUGUCCACCGACGAUCCGCUCUCUGCACCGCCGCAACCCCUCGGCGCCCACCGCGAAGACCACAAUCCCGACUCCAGCGGCAGCUCCGACCCGUCCAGCUCCGGGUCCGAAUCAGGCUCCGCAUCCGGCGACGAGGCCGAGUCCCUCGUUCUCGCACGCGUCCUCACAACACCAACCCCAGGCGACCUUUUCCUCCCCCUGCACCUCUCCGCGCUCUCCCUAUCAACCACACGCAAAACCCACCAGCUCUCCAUCGUGCGCGCGCUCAUGCGCCAGGCGCAACACCGCGGGCGCACAAACGAGCAGCGCGUGCUGGCCAAGUCGCACAAUGACCUGCGCCGGGAGCUGCGCCGCGCCCGCGAGCAGCAGCGAAUCUACGAGGCGGCGCUGCCGGACCACCAAUUAGGCUCCAGCACGCGCGUGCACGUGCCGCGGGCGGUCAUGCAGGCGGACCACGUAGUGUACCUUGUGGAAGUGCAGCAACCAGGGGGCGGACCGGGCGGCGGACCGGGCGGCGGACCAGGGGAGGGGGCCGAGCGGGUACGUGGCGGCCACGCGCCUACCGGAUGGGUGGUUGGGCGGCGGUACCGCGAGUUCUUUGCGAUGCAUCAAGAGAUCCGCGCUUGCGUGCCUGGCGUGCGUGCGGAGCUGCCUGCGCGCACGCCGCUCGGCCGGCUGCAGCAGCCGAAUCGCGCGCGCACGGUGGAGCUGCGCCGGCUGGCGCUGGAGCGGUAUUUGCAGGCGCUCUUGCGCGACCCGCGCGUGCACCUGUGCGGCCCGCUGCUGGCGUUUCUCUCGUCGGUACCGGCGCCCACGACAAAUGGGGAAGGCAGGGAUUUGGAGGCGGAGGAUGAGGCCGAGGGGAAUGAUGGGUGGAUGGCGCGGAUCCACCGCACGGUGACCAUGGAUAUUGAGGGCAUACCGGGCGCUGCGUCGAUGCUUGAGCUGAUCGUGCAGGAGCUGGGCGCCCAGGUGGCGCUUCAGCAGCCGCACCUGUCUCAGCAGCAGCCGCACCCGUCUCAGCAGCAGCCGAACCUGCCUCAGCAGCCGCACCUGCCUCAGCCGCACCUGCCUCAGCCGCACCAGCCUCAGCCGCACCAGCCGCACCAGCCGCACGCUGCCUUCGUUGAUCCGCUCAGCGACCUCUUCAUGCAGGUCUUCGGCCUGACCAACCGCCGCAACUGGCUGCGGCGCCAGGCGAUCUCGAUUCUCCUGCGGCAUAUUUUCGGCGGCACGGUCGAGCGCCGCAUCCGGGACAUUCUCGGCCAAGCGACCGAAGACAAGAGACUCGCAGAGCUCCUGGACAAUGUGCGCAGAUCCCUGUGGGCGGAUCUGCCCAAACGCAACAACGGCUUUGGCUUUGCCGCGUUUGCUGCGCCGCCGGCGGGGAAAAGGCCGAACGACAUGAGGCGGGAGACGGCGGCGAGGGCGCGCGCUCGUGUGCUGGCGUAUGUGCCGGGUGUCCUGGGGUCAAUGGUUGGCCGGCGGAACGCUCGUGAGGGCGCGCGUACGCUGAUUGAUGCUGUGCAGGACCGUGGCCGCAAUCUUGGGCUGGUCCUGCACGUGUUUGACCUGCUGGUCGCCACGAUGUUUCCUGAAAUAAAGUACCAAAUGGAUUAA
Molecule: messenger RNA, 3421 nt
Organism: Kickxella alabastrina
Lineage: Eukaryota; Fungi; Kickxellomycota; Kickxellomycetes; Kickxellales; Kickxellaceae
Product: PXA domain-containing protein
Exons: 2
Coding region: 113-3421 (1102 amino acids)
Cellular component (GO): intracellular membrane-bounded organelle
Molecular function (GO): phosphatidylinositol binding
Source: RefSeq, a predicted model, not a curated record